This is a messenger RNA of Carya illinoinensis, 1080 nucleotides long. RefSeq lists its product as uncharacterized. The record is from RefSeq and is a predicted model, not a curated record. Bases 1 to 1080 code for a protein of 359 amino acids. Gene Ontology annotation, biological process: DNA integration. Gene Ontology annotation, molecular function: nucleic acid binding; RNA-DNA hybrid ribonuclease activity. The transcript has 2 exons. NCBI's taxonomy places the organism in Eukaryota, Viridiplantae, Streptophyta, Magnoliopsida, Fagales, Juglandaceae.
AUGGUCACACUGACAUUCAAAAUGAUGAACAACGAAGCUAAGUAUGAAGCGUUGAUAGCGGGUUUGUCUGUGGCCACCCAGAUCGGGGCAACCGAGGUAGACGCCAGGUCAGAUUCACAAGUAGUAGUAAAUCAAGUUUUGGGUGUGUACGCUGCAAAGGUCAAAAAGUUAAAGAAACAUCUUGCACGAGUUUGGGAAAUACGCAAUCUCUUCUCAUACUUUGCCAUCACUCAGAUACCAAGGGCGAACAACGAGAUCGUGGACAGAUUGGCACGAGCGGCAUUAGGAGGGGAGGAAGUACCCCUACCAUGGCCAGUCGAGAGAAGGGUCAUCGAGGUCCCAGAUUGGGCAAACAGUAUAGUGGAGUACUUGGAUGAAGGAAAAUUUCCAGAAGCAAGAGAAGAGGCAAGAAAGAUAAAGAAAAGGGCGGUUAGGUUCCUACUCAUCGAUGGGAUCCUUUAUAAAAGAGGUUUCUCUAUUCCUUUACUGCAAUGCAUGUCUGCACAAGAGGCAUAUGGGGAAAGAAUCUUAGCUAGGAAAGCGGCUCGGGUAGGAUAUUACUGGCCUAAUGCUCUAAGGGAUGCGCGGGAGUUCACCAAGAGGUGUGCAAAAUGCCAAAAUUAUGCACCUACAUCGCAUGCCCCUCUGGAGGAAUUAGCAUCAAUAACAGCAUCAUGGCCAUUCACCCAGUGGGGGGUGGAUUUGGUGGGAUCCUUCCCUCCAGGAGAAGGUGAUGUUAAGUUCAUGAUAGUCGCUGUCAACUAUUUUACAAAAUGGGCAAAAGCAGAGCAGUUAGCAACAAUCACAGGCAAGGCCGUGACAAAAUUCUUGUGGAAGAAUGUUGUCUGCAGGUUUGGGAUUCCCCACAGUAUUAUAACCGAUAAUGGGCGCAAGUUCGACUCAGAUCACUACAGAGAAUGGUGCGCGGAGUUAAGGAUCAAGGCAAAGUACUCCUCCCCAGGCCACCCCCAAGCAAAUGGUCAAGCUGAGGUGACAAAUAAGGCAUUACUAUCAAUCCUCAAGAAAAAGGUCGCGGAGAAAAAAGGGGAUUGGGCAGACGAGCUACCAAGGGUACUCUAG